This is a messenger RNA of Anopheles stephensi (Asian malaria mosquito), 752 nucleotides long. RefSeq names its product cytochrome b-c1 complex subunit 6, mitochondrial (gene UQCR-11). The coding region runs from base 202 to 465 and encodes 87 amino acids. Lineage: Eukaryota; Metazoa; Arthropoda; Insecta; Diptera; Culicidae. Gene Ontology annotation, biological process: mitochondrial electron transport, ubiquinol to cytochrome c. The transcript has 3 exons. The record is from RefSeq and is a predicted model, not a curated record.
CGCAAACUGCUCGAAAAUGUGAAACGUCAAACUGCUUCUUCUUUUCCGGCUGUUGUUCUUGUCUUCUUCUUGUUCUGCUGUGGUCCAAAAGCUAGAAAAGAGCUUGUCAAAAGUUAUAUCAUCGUCUGGUUGCUGCUUUCCCGUGCAAUUUUUGACUUUCUCGGUGAUAUCGUAGCGUAGUUCGCACGAAAGACCGACACGAUGGCUGCCAGGAAAUGGGUUUCGUCCUUCUUCCCAACGGUAAAGGCACAGGAGGAGGAAGACAUCGUUGAUCCACAGACGGUGCUGCGGGAAAAGUGUGCCCAGCAGGGACAUACUAGCCAACUGUGGGACAAAUACCAGGCAUGCAAUGAGCGUGUUGGCAGCCGCUCCCAAACGGCGGAAACCUGCGUCGAAGAGCUGUUCGACUACCUGCACGAGCUGGACCACUGCGUUUCAAAGACCCUGUUUGCGAAGCUGAAGUAAACCGGCUCUGCACCUAAAGGAGUAAACUUUUGCUAGACGUGGCUUUUUGUUUCCCGUACACUCGCGGUUGGUACACCAUGCAAUAGUGUGCCGGCGAGUGAGUGUAUGGAUACAAGCAACCUGAACCUACACAUCCCCGAAGUGCUUGCUUCGUUACCAAAAAAAUAGCAAUUGUCUGGAUAUGUGCAUCUCAACACCGUUUGCAUGCAUAAACAAAUACAAAUGCCGCGUCGGAAUGUCUAUAUUCGAAAGGGAGAUAGUAAAUAAAAUUCAGUUUUAAAAACUAA